GGCAGGCCUCAAGGACGGCACAGCGCAUGCGCGACAUUUAUGUUGUUGUUUGUGGCGGUAAGAUGGCGGCGCUCGGAGACACCUCAGCUCCGGAGGUGAAUGGGUUAAUACAACAAUUCACAGCAAUAACAGGGGCCACAGAGAGCGUCGGACAACACAUGUUGGAAGCAUGCAACAACAACCUGGAAAUGGCCGUGACCAUGUUCCUGGACGGAGGCGCGAUCGCAGAGGAGCCCAGCACCAGCUCCAGUUCAGCAGCUUCAAGCAGCAGAGCUCCCCCUUCAGAUGACGUACGCGCACCCAUUCCCCAGAAGCAAGACAUAUUGGUGGAACCCGAACCGUUGUUUGGAGUGCCAAAGCGAAGAAGACCCGCUCGAUCUAUAUUUGAUGGUUUCCGGGACUUCCAAACAGAAACAAUCCGCCAGGAACAGGAGCUGCGUAACGGUGGAACAGUGGAUAAGAAACUGAGCACCCUGGCAGACCUUUUCCGUCCUCCCAUUGAGCUCAUGCACAAAGGCAGCUUUGAGACGGCGAAAGACUGUGGACAAUUGGAGAACAAGUGGCUGAUGAUCAACAUUCAAAAUGUUCAGGACUUUGCCUGCCAGUGCCUAAACAGAGAUGUUUGGAGUAACGAUGCAGUGAAGACCAUCAUCAGAGAACAUUUCAUAUUCUGGCAGGUUUACCAUGAUAGUGAAGAGGGACAAAGAUACAUCCAGUUCUAUAAACUGAACAAGUUUCCCUAUAUUUCCAUCCUCGAUCCUCGCACAGGUCAAAAAAUGGUGGAGUGGAAUCAGCUGGACGUGGCGUCGUUCCUGGAGCAGACGACUGGCUUCCUGGCCGAGCACGGGCAGCUAGACGGGCCGUCCUGUCACGCACCUCCUGCCAAACGAGCUCGCUCUGAGAGCCUUAUUGAUGCCAGCGAAGACAGUCAGCUGGAGGCAGCGAUCCGAGCCUCCCUACAGGAGACGCACUACGAGUCCUCAAAUGCCCCCGAAGAGCCCGAUUCCCCCCCGUCCGAAGACGAAGAAUCCGAUGCAGAGCCUUUCUCUGACAGCGAGGGUCCCAUCUCUGUCGACGGCUCGGACAGCGAAAUGCCAGCACCUCACGAUGAGAAAAGUUUUCCCAGCAAACACGCCUCGCUCCCGGCGGCCAAUGCGGCUCAGCAGCGUCUCCAUCCCGAUAGUUCCACUUCUUCCCACAGAAAGUCUCCAUACAAAGAAAACAACCACAGUCACAAGAAGGAGGAGAGCAAAAAGAACCACCUGGAGCCCUCAGCUGGCGGCCCUCGUCAUCCUCAGCCCGACGCCGAAUCCGGAGGAAACCACUGUCCCUCGGUCGCAGAGAGCGCUGGACCAUCCAAGACCAGCGCCACCAAAACCUGUGACGUGGACUGUCCGGACGACAACGGGCCCAAAGCCAGAUUGAUGCUCCGCUACCCAGACGGACAGAGAGAACAAAUUUCCUUGUCUUCUAAAGCAAAACUUUUGGCCCUGGUAAGACACGUCCAGUUCAAAGGUUACCCUAAUGAACGCUUCGAACUCGUCACCAACUUUCCCCGAAGGAAGCUUGCCCACUUGGACUAUGACAUCACGCUGCAGGAGGCGGGGCUUUGUCCACAGGAGACUGUAUUUGUUCAGGAGAGGAACUAGCCGCGUCAGACGCAGUCACUUUUGCCUGUCUGUACCUCUCUGCGACCGACCUCACCCUUUCACCGAUGAGCUGGGACGAUGUCACCGGCCGUGACCCCGGUACCUUCUCCUGGAACUAGGCCCCGGUUUUGCCAAGACCGAUCUCAGUGGAUGGACUACUUUCCCCGCCGCUCCACUAAUCUGAACACUGACAGCCGAAUACCUUUGUACUGCUCUUCAAUUGGCCAGUAAGGUGUACGGAUGCUGGCACGUCUUCAUUUUUUGAAUUCAGUUUUAUUCUUUUCUGAUGCAGGCUUCAUUUUUGUUCUGAACUCUUGAGACACAUCAGGAAACAAUAAAUAUAUAUAUAUAUAGCUAGCUCAUAUUCAAAUAAAAAAAACAAUAAUACUGGAUUGCUGAUUGAUGAUGAGGCACCAAGGAAUUGUACAAAAACAUUUUUAACUCCAAGAAAGGAUGUUUGAUGUCAGAGUUUAUUUUCUGUACCUUGGGACAAGUAAAGGGAGGUGCGUUAUUGUUUAUUCGGCCCAAAUUUGGUCUCUCACAUGGUCCUUGUUUCAACAAUUGUAAUUAUUAAGGCAGGGGCACCAAGAGAAAAGUUCCGUAUUCUACAGGUCGGACAUCUGUUACACAAAUCUGUGUAAAUCUGACAGGAUUUGGCUGCAUCUGCACAUUUUUACUCCAAGUCAAGUUUCUAUCGGUUAAUUCAUUUUGGUGGGAUUUCAACUUUUGAUACAGAAGGGAAUGAAUGAAGGUUGGUGCAUCUCAUCAGUCGGACCUACACUGUACAAAGAUGGCCAGAGAGAAUGAUAUUUAGCUGUAGUCACUGUUUCCUUUUUUUAUAUGCUGCCAAGAAAACAUGUUGAAAUAUAACCACCAAAACCAAGGGA
Gasterosteus aculeatus aculeatus (three-spined stickleback) is the source of this 2536-nucleotide messenger RNA. RefSeq names its product UBX domain protein 7 (gene ubxn7). Gene Ontology annotation, cellular component: nucleus. Gene Ontology annotation, molecular function: ubiquitin binding. NCBI's taxonomy places the organism in Eukaryota, Metazoa, Chordata, Actinopteri, Perciformes, Gasterosteidae. Gene Ontology annotation, biological process: proteasome-mediated ubiquitin-dependent protein catabolic process. The record is from RefSeq and is a predicted model, not a curated record.